AUGUCUUCCCCCAACCACACUGUGGGGAUGGCAUUCAUUCUCUUGGGACUGACAGAUGACCCAGUGCUGGAGAAGAUCCUGUUUGGGGUAUUUCUGGUGAUCUACCUCCUCACACUGGCAGGAAAUGUGUGCAUGAUCUGGCUGAUCAGCUCCAGUCCCCACCUGCAAACUCCCAUGUACUUCUUCCUCGGCCACCUCUCCCUUGUAGACAUUUGCUAUUCUUCCAACAUCACUCCCAACAUGCUAUACGAUUUCCUCUCAGAGCAAAAGACCAUUUCCUAUGCCGGGUGCUUCACUCAGUGUUUCCUUUUCAUUGCACUGGUGAUCACCGAGUUUUACCUCCUUGCUUCCAUGGCCCUGGAUCGCUAUGUGGCCAUCUGCAGCCCUUUGCAUUACAGCAGCAGGAUGUCCAGGAAUGUCUGCAUCUCUCUGGUCACCUUCCCUUAUGUGUAUGGCUUCCUUAAUGGGCUGUCUCAGGCACUGCUGACUUUCCACCUAUCCUUCUGUGGCUCCCUGGAGAUCAACCACUUCUACUGUGCGGAUCCUCCCCUGCUCCUGCUGGCCUGCUCUGACACCCACGUCAAGAAGAUGGCCAUGUUUGUGGUGGCUGGCUUCACUCUCUCAAGCUCUCUCUCAGUCAUUUUUCUGUCCUACCUCUUCAUUUUUGCAGCUGUCCUGAGGAUCCAUUCUGCUGAAGGCAGGCGCAAAGCCUUUUCAACUUGUGGCUCCCACCUGACAACGGUCACCAUAUUUUAUGGAACACUUUUCUGCAUGUACUUAAGGCCCCUGUCAGAGAAAUCUGUAGAGCAGUCCAAAGUCAUUGCAGUAUUUUUUACUUUCCUGAGCCCAAUGCUGAACCCGCUGAUCUAUAGUCUCAGGAACAAGGAUGUCCUCUGUGCCAUGCGAGGAGUGAUCAAGGGAAAUUUCUUUCAGAAAAUGGCAUUUUAG
Messenger RNA from Sciurus carolinensis (gray squirrel), 948 nucleotides. Its product is annotated as olfactory receptor 5M10-like. Lineage: Eukaryota; Metazoa; Chordata; Mammalia; Rodentia; Sciuridae. The transcript has a single exon. The record is from RefSeq and is a predicted model, not a curated record. Gene Ontology annotation, cellular component: membrane. The coding region runs from base 1 to 948 and encodes 315 amino acids. Gene Ontology annotation, biological process: G protein-coupled receptor signaling pathway; sensory perception of smell. Gene Ontology annotation, molecular function: olfactory receptor activity; odorant binding; G protein-coupled receptor activity.